Molecule: messenger RNA, 748 nt
Organism: Heterobilharzia americana
Lineage: Eukaryota; Metazoa; Platyhelminthes; Trematoda; Strigeidida; Schistosomatidae
Source: the annotation of a GenBank genome assembly
GAGAUACUUAAUUAAUGAGGCACGGGAAAUGCCUUAUAGUUCCUUAUCUAUAGGUGAUAUCAUAAGCAGGAAGUUUCACCAGUGGCAACAAUAUAAUCAACAACAAUAUCAAAUAUGUGAACCCAUUGUCCCACUUGUAUUUUGAAUUCGACUCAUGCGAUUGUGUUAUCCAAAAAAAACCUUUAAAUGCAUCCCUUGCUUAGCUAGACGACUUGCUGACCCCAACAGAACACUUAGAAACUAAAAUCAUACUCUUUAUUAGUGUAAAAUCAGUAGGAGAAUCUUUAUGCUAUUAUGUUAUAUAUUCUUGGGAGGCAUAACACGUUACAAGCUACCUUUUGAUAAUGCUUAUUUAGACAUUCUCUUAACGUUAGGCAGUGUACAAAGAGGAUUCCAAUCGGUUAGCACCUCUAGGUUGGGAGACAAAUCAUCACCAUCAUGGGGUGGUAUUCUAAAACGUUUUUCUGUUUCAGUAUUAACUCUACUAGACAUUCGUAAGAAAUUUUGCUGUAUGAAUAAGUAUAAGCAUGUUUUGACAGGUAGCAUCAUUUAUGCUAAUGAAUCGCAUUUACAGACCAGUUAUACAUGGAUUUGAGCAAAAUCUACUCAUGCCCUUCCUUUGUUAGUUCGCGUAUUAUGUUACAAUGAAACAGUCCAGUGUUUCGGAUAUCAUUUACUGUGACACCAAGAUACUCUACAAAAUUCAGUCUUUUAGUGAAGGGGUAGUAGGUUUCGGUAAACAUUUGAA